AUGGUUGCAGAAAGAAGAGUUUCACUUUUCAUAACAAGACGUAACGAGCAGCGCAAUCGGACUAUUAAAUUAUGCGACGCCUCAACACCUUUGAGGCAGCGUCGGUUUGCGUCGUUUUGCGUCAUUUCGCGUCGCUUCGCGUCGGCCCGCGGCCGCCAAGCGUCGGUUUGCGCCGAGCAGGCGCUCGCCGGCCAGGUCGCUAGGCGGAGCGGAUUGAGGCAAGAGCUAGAAAACAUAUUGCGAAUCAUCCGCCCGCCCCCGCAAGACGCCCCACCGGAUGACUCGGUUAAGGCUAAAUUGCUCGAGCGGCAGAUUGCCGCGUCUCGAGCAAAAUUUCCGCAGGAUUUAAAUAUAAGAACGCAAGCCGUUAUUGUGUUCCGGGCC
Messenger RNA from Iphiclides podalirius (scarce swallowtail), 384 nucleotides. NCBI's taxonomy places the organism in Eukaryota, Metazoa, Arthropoda, Insecta, Lepidoptera, Papilionidae. The record is from the annotation of a GenBank genome assembly.